UUUCCCGCGUUUCUUGUGCUUCUUAAAAUGUUUCCGAGCAUACAGCUGCGUUGAAAGAUUUUUACAGCGGACACCCACCCACCACCUGUCAUCAUCUUACUGUUGUGUAUUGUGUAUACGUACACACACGCAGUUCAUGGGAACGUUGAUAAGUUGAUGGAUGGAGUGAAAGCUCUUACAGGAGGGGAGAUUAAUGUCAGUGAUGUGGAAUAUGUUCUGGAAAACAUGGGGACAGAGCUCACAGAAAAGGAAUGGUUAAAGCUGCUGAAAAAUCUGCCAAUAGAUGCUGAUGGAAAGAUUGUUCUCAAUAAGCUAAUGGAUGGAGUAAAAGCUAUUAUAGGGGAGGACAUUGAUAUCUGUGACACAGAAGAUAUUCUGGAAAACAUGGGGAUAGAAUUUACAGAUGAGGAACUCUUGGAGCUGUUAAAAAAGUUACCGGUUGAUGGAGGGGAAAUUGAUGUCAGUAAACUGGACACAGUUCUGGGAAGCAUGGGGAUGAACCUCACCGAAAAGGAACUUGAAGAUCUGACACAGAGCCUGCCAGUUGAUGUUGAUGGGAAAGUUGAUAGGAAAAAUGUAAUGGAUGAUGUGAAAGCUUUCACAGGUUAG
This is a messenger RNA of Hippopotamus amphibius kiboko, 609 nucleotides long. RefSeq names its product calmodulin-4-like. The coding region runs from base 157 to 609 and encodes 150 amino acids. The transcript is spliced from 7 exons. The record is from RefSeq and is a predicted model, not a curated record. NCBI's taxonomy places the organism in Eukaryota, Metazoa, Chordata, Mammalia, Artiodactyla, Hippopotamidae.